Trichomycterus rosablanca is the source of this 6272-nucleotide messenger RNA. RefSeq names its product sodium leak channel, non-selective (gene nalcn). Gene Ontology annotation, cellular component: plasma membrane. Gene Ontology annotation, biological process: positive regulation of synaptic transmission, cholinergic; transmembrane transport; positive regulation of synaptic transmission, GABAergic. Lineage: Eukaryota; Metazoa; Chordata; Actinopteri; Siluriformes; Trichomycteridae. Gene Ontology annotation, molecular function: monoatomic cation channel activity. The transcript has 46 exons. The record is from RefSeq and is a predicted model, not a curated record. The coding region runs from base 199 to 5433 and encodes 1744 amino acids.
GAUUCACUAAGAGGACCCGGGAUGUCUAUCACUAGUAAGGAAGCGCUACCACGCUAAGCAGUACAGACACCGCGUCACAGAACAGGAAGGAUCCCAACACAAACUGGCCAACAACUUUUCAUACUGGUAUCCACUCCUCUUUAUCCUGGGGAUGAGCGCACCAAUGAGGAGCCUGACCGGUAUGCCUGAUCGCAUGUUAUGUGCAGUGCUGGAGCAAUUUCAGCUUUACAUUUCCCGUUGAUUCACUCGCUCUAUAGCACGGCAAGUCCCAGCAUGCUGAAGAGAAAGCAAAGCUCGCGGGUUGAGGCGCCGCCGAUGACGGACUUUGGACCUGAUGAAACGCUCACCGACAGUGCUGAUAUCCUCUGGAUAAACAAAGCAUGGGUGCACUCUCUGCUGCGGGCCUGCGCCAUAAUCAGUGUCAUCUCGGUGUGCAUGAACACGCCCAAAACGUUCGAGCACUACCCACCCCUGCAGUACGUCACCUUCACCCUGGACACGCUGCUCAUGUUUCUCUACACGGCCGAGAUGAUUGCAAAGAUGCACAUCAGGGGCAUCGUCAAGGGAGAUAACUCCUACGUUAAGGACCGCUGGUGCAUGUUUGAUGGCUUCAUGGUGGUCUUUCUCUGGGUCUCGCUUGUGCUCCAGGUGUUUGAAAUUGCUAAAAUUGUGGAUCGCAUGUCUCCAUGGAGAAUGCUGCGCAUACCCAGGGCCCUCAUCAUGAUUCGUGCCUUUAGGAUAUAUUUCAGAUUCGAGUUGCCCCGUACUCGCAUAACCAACAUUCUUAAGCGAUCUGGAGAGCAGAUCUGGAGUGUGUCCAUAUUUCUGCUCUUCUUCCUGCUUCUUUAUGGGAUCCUGGGAGUUCAGAUGUUUGGUACCUUCAAUUACCACUGUGUGACCAAUGAUACACUUAAGGGCAAUGUGACAUGGAACAGCCUUGCCAUUCCAGACACACAUUGCUCUCCAGAUGGAGAGGGCUAUCGGUGUCCCAUGGGAUUUAAAUGCAUGGACCUGGAGGACCUGGGACUCAGCAGACAAGAGCUGGGUUAUAGUGGCUUCAACGAACUGGGCACCAGCAUAUUCACAGUGUAUGAGGCUGCUUCUCAGGAGGGCUGGGUCUUCAUCAUGUACCGCGCCAUUGACAGCUUCCCACGCUGGCGUUCCUACUUCUACUUCAUCACGCUUAUCUUCUUCCUCGCUUGGCUCGUCAAGAAUGUGUUCAUAGCUGUUAUCAUCGAAACCUUUGCUGAGAUCAGAGUCCAGUUUCAGCAAAUGUGGGGCUCCAGAAGCAGCACGACAUCUACAGCCACUACACAGAUGUUUCAUGAGGAUGCGUCUGGAGGAUGGCAGCUUGUGGCAGUGGAUGUGAACAAACCACAUGGCCGUGCGCCCGCCUGUCUACAGCAACUGAUGCGCUCCUCCAUGUUUCACAUGUUCAUCCUGAGUAUGGUGGCUGUGGAUGUGAUCGUGGCUUCCAGCAACUACUACAAGGGCAAGAACCACAAAAAGGACUAUGAUGAGUUCUACCUGGCUGAGGUUGCCUUCACUAUGCUGUUUGAUCUGGAGGCUCUACUGAAGAUCUGGUGUCUGGGCUUCACUGGCUACAUCAGCUCCUCUCUACACAAGUUUGAGUCUCUGCUGGUAGUGGGAACCACAUUGCACAUCUACCCUGACCUCUACCACUCUCAGCUUACAUACUUCCAGGUGCUGAGAGUGGUGCGUCUCAUAAAGAUCUCUCCUGCGCUGGAGGACUUUGUGUACAAGAUUUUUGGUCCAGGCAAGAAGCUGGGUAGCCUGGUGGUGUUCACAGCUAGUCUGCUUAUAGUCAUGUCUGCCAUCAGUCUACAGAUGUUCUGCUUUGUGGAGGACUUGGAUCGUUUCACAACUUUUCCACGGGCAUUCAUGUCCAUGUUUCAGAUCCUCACACAGGAGGGUUGGGUGGACGUCAUGGACCAAACCCUGGUUGCAGUGGGAGAUAUGUGGGCUCCAGUGGUGGCCAUCUACUUUAUACUCUACCACCUGUUUGCCACGCUGAUCCUGUUGAGUCUGUUUGUGGCUGUGAUUCUGGACAACCUUGAGCUCGAUGAAGAUUUGAAAAAGCUGAAACAGCUAAAGCAGAGCGAGGCCAGUGCUGACACUAAAGAAAAGCUUCCUCUGCGUCUGCGUAUCUUUGAGAAGUUCCCCAACAGACCACAGAUGGUGAAGAUCUCCAAGCUUCCUUCAGACUUCACUGUGCCCAGGAUUAGGGAGAGUUUUAUGAAGCAGUUUAUUGACCGACAACAGCAGGACCCCAGCUGUCUGUUCCGCAGACUUCCAUCAGCGUCCUCUUCCUCUUGCGACCAUUCUAAGAGGUCGGCUAUUGAGGACAAUAAAUACAUUGAUCAAAAGCUGAGAAAAUCAAUAUUCGGCAUCCGCGCUCGCAAUCUCAUGGAAAAAGAAACAACCGUCAAUAAAAUUCUACGGGCUUGCAUCAGGCAACGCAUGCUGAGUGGCUCCUUCGAAGGCCAGCCAACGAAAGAGCGCUCCAUCCUUAGCGUGCAGCACCACAUCCGCCAGGAACGCAGGUCUCUCAGGCACGGCUCCACCAGCCAGAGGAUCAGCAGAGGCAAAUCUCUGGAGACGCUCACCCAGGAUCACUCGAGCACAGUACGCUACAGGAACGCUCAGAGAGAGGACAGCGAGAUCAAGAUGAUCCAGGAGAAGAAGGAACAAGCUGAAAUGAAACGGAAAGUCCAGGAGGAAGAGCUGAGAGAGAACCAUCCUUACUUUGACAAGCCGCUGUUCAUAGUGGGGAGGGAGCAUCGCUUUCGGAACUUCUGCAGAGUGAUCGUGCGGGCUCGAUUUAACGCGUUGAAGACUGAUCCUAUUACAGGAGCAGUAAAAAGCACCAAAUAUCACCAGUUAUAUGAUUUGCUGGGCUUGGUUACAUAUUUGGACUGGGUGAUGAUUGUGGUCACCAUCUGUUCCUGCAUCUCAAUGAUGUUUGAAUCUCCGUUCACCAGAGUCAUGCAUGUUCCUACACUGCAGAUAGCUGAGUAUGUGUUUGUUAUAUUCAUGAGCAUUGAGCUGACCCUGAAGAUCAUGGCGGAGGGUCUCUUCUUCACCCCUACAGCAGUCAUCCGAGACUUUGGUGGAGUUAUGGACAUUUUUAUCUAUUUGGUCAGUCUGAUUUUCUUGUGGUGGCUACCAACCGACGUGCCUCCAGAAUCCGGUGCUCAGCUCCUGAUGAUGCUGCGCUGCCUGCGUCCUCUGCGCAUCUUCAAGCUGGUGCCGCAAAUGAGGAAGGUGGUGCGUGAGGUUCUCAAAGGCUUUAAGGAAAUAUUUCUGGUCUCUAUUCUUCUCUUGACAUUAAUGCUGGUAUUUGCGAGCUUUGGAGUUCAGCUUUUUGCAGGGAAGCUUGCCAAAUGUAACGAUCCUCAGAUCUCAGAUGAGAAAGACUGCCACGGUAUCUUCAGAAUUAAUGUCAGCAUCUCCAAAAACCUCAACCUAAAACUCAGACCGGGAGAAAACAAGCCUGGAUUUUGGGUGCCGAGAGUGUGGGCAAACCCUCGCAACUUCAACUUUGACAAUGUCGGCAAUGCCAUGCUAGCUCUGUUCGAGGUUUUGUCUCUGAAGGGUUGGGUGGAGGUCAGAGACGUGAUCAUUCACAGAGUGGAUCCGACACAUGGCAUCUACAUUCAUGUCUUUGUGUUUCUGGGCUGCAUGAUCGGUCUCACUCUGUUCGUGGGUGUUGUGAUUGCUAAUUUCAAUGAAAACAAGGGUACAGCUCUGCUAACAGUGGAUCAGAGAAGAUGGGAGGAUCUGAAGAGCAGGCUGAAGAUUGCUCAGCCGCUGCAUCUCCCCCCACGUCCAGAAAAUGGUGGCCUUCGUGCCAAGAUGUAUGACAUCACGCAGCACCCUUUCUUCAAGCGUGGCAUAGCAGUGCUGGUCUUAGCCCAGUCUGUUUUACUGUCUGUUAAGUGGGAUGUGGAUGAUCCUGUGACUUUUCCUCUGGCCACCAUGUCUGUAGUUUUUACUUUCAUCUUUGUCCUUGAGGUGACUAUGAAGCUGAUAGCCAUGUCGCCUGCUGGGUACUGGCAAAGCAGGAGGAACAGAUAUGACCUGCUGGUGACCUCGCUUGGGGUUAUAUGGAUCAUCGUACACUUUGCUCUACUGAAUGCCUACACCUACAUGAUGGGCACCUGUGUGAUAGUGUUGAGGUUUUUCACCAUAUGUGGAAAGCAUGUGACUCUUAAGAUGCUGCUACUGACAGUGGUGGUGAGCAUGUACAAGAGCUUUUUCAUCAUCGUGGGCAUGUUCUUGUUGCUGCUUUGCUACGCCUUUGCCGGCGUGGUGCUCUUCGGCACUGUCAAAUAUGGAGAAAACAUAAACAGGCACGCAAACUUCGCCACGGCAGGAAAGGCCAUUACUGUGCUGUUUCGCAUCGUGACAGGCGAAGACUGGAAUAAGAUAAUGCACGAUUGCAUGGUACAGCCUCCGUUCUGCACUCCUGACAAGCACCGCUACUGGGAGACGGACUGUGGCAACUACGCUGGCGCUCUUAUCUACUUCUGCUCCUUCUACGUCAUCAUCGCCUACAUUAUGCUCAACUUGCUCGUUGCUAUCAUUGUGGAGAACUUCUCUUUGUUCUACUCUACGGAGGAGGACCAGUUGCUAAGUUACAACGACCUGCGCCACUUCCAGAUCAUUUGGAACAUGGUGGAUGACAAGCGGGAGGGCGUGAUCCCCACCUCGAGAGUGAAGUUCCUGCUGCGACUGCUCAGGGGCAGGCUGGAGGUGGACCUAGAUAAAGAUAAACUCCUCUUUAAGCACAUGUGCUACGAGAUGGAGAGGCUACACAGUGGAGGAGAUGUGACCUUCCAUGACGUGCUGAGCAUGCUGUCAUACCGCUCUGUGGACAUCAGGAAGAGUCUGCAGCUUGAGGAGUUGCUGGCACGGGAACAGCUGGAAUAUACCAUUGAGGAGGAAGUGGCCAAGCAGACCAUUCGCAUGUGGCUGAAGAAGUGUCUCAAACGCAUCCGAGCUAAGCAGCAGCAGUCGUGCAGCAUCAUUCUCAGUCUGCGUGAGAGUCAGCAGCAGGAUCUACGCCGCCUGCUCAAUCCCCCCAGCAUUGAGACCACAUUACCUACUGAUGAGUCCAACACCAACAACCCGGACAACCCCACCCAGCCGGAGCAGAACAGCACGCUGCAGACUCUGCUGAGCCCCACGCUGUCAGACCGCAGCGGCUACAGACAGGACUCUGCUGAUCGGCCCCAAAGGAAGCUGGGUCAGUGGAGGCUACCCACAGGUCGCACCAGUGUGAAGUCCAUGGUGUGCAAGAUAAACCCAGUAAACGACGAGACGUCCUCGGGGUCCGAGGUCAAAAAGUGGUGGACUCGGCAGCUGACCGUGGAGAGUGAUGAGAGUGGUGAUGACCUUAUUGAUAUUUAAGGGUUUAUAGGUUCAAACGAACACCCGCGAAUGCAGGAAUGCACUGUUGGAGCCUUGUCUGCUCAUUCAUCAUGUACAGCAGGCAUCACGGACCGGGUUAUAACGAACGUAAGCUUCUGGCUUUGAAGGAAUCUGAGAAACGUGAUAGUUACGGGUAGGGAAGGGUACAGGUGCUUGAACCUGUCGAAUUAUGCAGUGAAGUAUGCAAAAUGUGCAGAGAAUAUUUAGCUGCACAGGUCUUUUUGUAUGAACUCCAAAGUCACCCAUCUGUGAUGUAGUACCUGUCCAUUCAAUAAGAUCAGUCAUCAUGCAUUCAUCACCAUUUCCACUUAAUGACUGAUACACCAGUGUAUUUAUUUAAAUUGAAUUCAUUUCAUCAUAAAACAGUAUCCAAUGUGCAGUGUUACUCUCAGAUAGACAGCAGCUGGUGUGAGCGCUCAGGAAAUUUUACUUAACAGGAUCCUAAUCUCACAUCCAGAUGAUUCUAGAAGCAGAGUUUUAGCGUCUGUGCGUUUCUCUAUGUUAAACCUAAAUUGACGUGGAAGCCAUACAGAGUUUCUCUGAAUGUGUUUGUCUUUGUGCCAGUGUUUUACAUCCCUACAUAAUAACCAGUCUGCUUCUAAAUGUUCGUCAUUCAUUUUGUAAAUCGACAUGCCACGAGGAACCCUCCAUAAACUGAAUGUACAUUUAUUUGUUUAUGUGACUGUGCCAAUUCCUAAUAGUAUAAUGUUAAUUUAUUUAAAUUAUUUACUAUAGAAAUUAUAUAUAUCUAUUUUGUAAAAAAUGCAAUUUAUACAUAUUAUGUGAUUUUAAAUGACAGAUAAUAAAACCUAUGAAUA